Messenger RNA from Bacillus rossius redtenbacheri, 2912 nucleotides. Its product is annotated as synaptic vesicle glycoprotein 2C-like. Gene Ontology annotation, biological process: transmembrane transport. NCBI's taxonomy places the organism in Eukaryota, Metazoa, Arthropoda, Insecta, Phasmatodea, Bacillidae. The record is from RefSeq and is a predicted model, not a curated record. The transcript is spliced from 11 exons. Gene Ontology annotation, molecular function: transmembrane transporter activity. Gene Ontology annotation, cellular component: membrane. The coding region runs from base 66 to 1643 and encodes 525 amino acids.
GUCGUGCGACGCCAGGCGCAGCUCAGUCGAGCUGCGGUGUCCGUCUGCGCGCAGCGACCCCAGGCAUGGAGGAACUCUCGCUAGAAGAAGCCAAGAGGACGAAGUUUGUGCCAGUGGACAUAGACACGGCCAUCCAGCUGACAGGGUUCGGAUGGUUCCACUGCGGCCUUGUGCUGGUGUGCGGCGCCUGCUUCAUGUCAGCCGGCUUCCAGAAUGGCCUGAAUGCCUACAUUCUUCCAGCGGCGCAGUGCGACCUGGGCCUGUCGUCUGGCGAGAAGGGGGCACUCAAUGCUGCUUUUAUAAUGGGUUCUGUGUGUGGCACGUUCGUGUGGGGCUCCCUGGCAGACACCGUGGGGCGCAAGCACGUGCUGGUGGCGUCGCUGCUCAUCGACUCUGUCGUCACUUUACUCUCCAGUUUCGUGCAGGCCUACCAACUGUUCGCCGUCUGUCGCUUCUUCAGCGGUUUCAUUAUUGGUGCUCCGUCCUGCCUGGUGUUCCCGUACCUGAGCGAGUUCCACACAGCCUCGCGGGGCUCGGCGAGCAUUUGCCUCGUGGGGUUCUUCUGGACGCUGUCGUGGGUGCUUCUGCCAGCCCUAGCAUGGGUCGUGAUUCCCAUUACAUGGGCAUAUCAUGCCCCUCACUUCGUGUUCAACUCGUGGAGGCUGUUCGUGGCCAUGCUGAGCGUGCCUAGCCUCAUCAGCGCACUCUCUCUCCUGCUGCUGUUCCCCGAGAGCCCACAGUUCCUGCACGCCAGCGGGCGGUCCGGCGCUGCGCUCGCCGUGCUGCAGCACAUGUUCUCCAAGAACACCGGCCGGCCCGCGGCCCAGUACCAGGUGCGGGAGCUGAAGAGAAUGCCCAGGGCAAGCGUGCAGUGCGACACUGAAGGUCAGCAGCCACACUGUAAGCUACAGCUGGUGGAGAACAUAGUUCGUGAGCUGCUGCACCAGGCCAAGAGGUUGUUGGUGGCUCCUCUCCUCCCUCACACUGCUCUCUGUGCAGUCCUGCUGUUUACCAACAUGUUUGGGUAUUUUGGCCUUGGACUUUGGCUCCCAGAACUCUUCAAUCGUCUUGAGACUUUCUAUGCUACUCACCCUAAUGAAAGCAUAUCCGUAUGCGAACUAUCAAGAAUUUCUCAACUCAACGCCUCUUUGGAAGAUCUUUCAACAGGCCCGAAAUGCAGUGGCAACAUGGUUGAGUCCUAUAUGUUUGUGAACAACAUGAUUAUUGGGGCAGCAUGCAUGCUCGGAAAUAUACUGUCCAGUUUGUUAGCUGGUAGUCUAGGACUGAAGGCAAUAUCAAUUACAACGAUGAUCAUAGCAGGCUGCUCUGGUAUUUCAGUCUACUUCAUGCGUUCUUCAGUUCAGAAUUUAAUAGUUUCUUGUGUGUUUCUGGCAUGCAUCAGCACAGCAAACUUUGUUCUCACAGGCAUUGUCGUCGAAAUAUUCCCAACCAGCAUAAGGGGCAUGGCAACAUGUUUCGCCAUAUUGUCCGGGCGCAUUGGUGCCAUUGUAAGCAACCUGAUUUUUGGCGAACUAUUGGACAUCAGUUGCGAAGUUCCCAUAUUCCUCGUGGGAUCUGUAGUGAUAGGCGGUGGUUUAUUGGGAUUUCUGCUGUCGAAGAAACAAGAAACUGGAAUGACUUGAAAGUUAACCUACAAGGGCCGAAUGGCACAAAUUCGACAAUAAAUCAAGUGGCCACUAGCAUUUUCUCUAGUGGUGAUUUGAUACAUCACUAGAUUUCGUAUGUUCAGAAUAUUUUAGUGAAAUCCCAGCUGGGAAUAAUUAUGUCUAGUGUGGAUGUUCACUUAGUACUAUAACAUUCCAAGUAUUUAAUUAUAUGAUGGUUGCAUUAUUCUACCAAAAUUUACAACAGAAACCAACAAAACACAACAGGAAUCUAAGUGUUUUCUGUUGUGUGACAUAAAAGAUUUAAGUGUGUUUUAUUGGAUCCUAUUGGUUUCUGCUGUAAACAAAUAGGAUUUAUUGGGUUUCAGUGGUUUAUUUUUGGGAGAAAAUAGCUUGCAAACGAGAAAAAAAAAUCAGUCUAUUCUGUUGAUUUUUGUUGUCAAAGCACAAUGAAUUCAAUGGCUUUAAUUGGAUUCUGUUGUGAGAUACAAAUUUAGAACAGAAUCUGUUGGGUUUUGUUGUUUUCUGUUGUGAAAAAGUAUGUAAGUUUCUAAUGGGUUUUAAGGUUUUCCAUGGUAUUUGUUGGAUUUUAUUAGUUUCUGUUGUAAAAAAAAGUCAAUUGAUAUCUGUUGUUUUCUGUCAGUUUUUGGUUGUUUCUGUUGUAAAUAUUAUUUAAGUUUAUGUUAUAUUUGAGUGUUUUAAGUUUGUUUAUUAUUUUUUUCGGGUUUUCUAAUGCCAGUCACUUUUUGGGGUCUGCUGUUUUGUAGUGUUUUUCAUUGUAUUCUGUUUUAAAAAAUACUGUUUAUUUCCAUUUUAUUCUGUUGGUUAAUUUAUUGGUUUCUUUUGCAAAUCAUUAUUUAGACUUCUAGUGUAUUCCAUUGUAUUCUCUAAUUUGUUUCUGCUUUCUUUGCAGUGUGUUGUUUUGUGGUUUUUAUUAUUAUAUUCCGUUGGUUUCUGUUGUAGGGCACUUGUUUGGAGUCUGUUUUUUUCUAGAGUUUACCAUUGUUGUUGUUUUAAAUUUUGGUUUCAUGUUUAAGUGACUUUUAUUUUAAACUGUUGUAUUUUGUACUCUCUGUAAUAAAAACCAUUUCAAUUUUCUAUAAUUGUUAUAGUAUUUUUUAUUGCAUUCAGUGUUUUUAAUAUUUUCCAUCGUACAAUUGAUGUUGUGUUUGCUAACAUUUUUGUACAUUUCAUUGGAUUAUUAUAUUAUUUUGUGCAUCAUAUCAUAAAGAUUUCUAUGUUACCUCAUGAUAAACUGAAAUAAAACAAAAACCUAUUUCUUUAAAA